GCAGACGCACUCACCUGAGCAACCGCCGAGAGCAUCCACAGCAAGAAAGCAAGAGGCUGCAAGACAAACCGCUGUCAUCUGUCACCAUGAAGGCCACACUCGUCAUCGUUGCUCUCCUCGUCCUGGCUCUUGGCUGGACCACUGAGGCUGUGCAAGUCGAAGAGAAUGGACUGUCUUUCUCGUUGGAGGCCGUCAGAAGGCUCCAGGAGUUGACAGAGAGCCGCGGGAUGAUGGGGCAGCAAAACCCACGGCUCAGGUCGAGCUCCGUAUCCCUGUGCGCUGACCCCAUGCUCCCACAGGAGUUUCUUUCCAUCUGCAAACAGAGAGGAGGCACCGCAUCCCUGUCCAGAUUAGCUAUGGUUCCCAUGGAUGUCUGUGAGAUCUGCGCCUACGCUGCCUGCACUGGCUGCUAAACCAACACAGCCAGACCAAAGCAUCUUACCCAGCUUAAGACUUGUGAUUUCUUUUCACCCUCUUCCAAACUAUUUCAGGGAAUUUCUUAGACUUUCUUACUUGCAAUGUUGAGCCUUUAUCCUUCACCAUCUGACUGUGGCCCUUCAGGCCCAUAAUGUGUUUUUUAUUAGACCAAAAAAAAAAAAAAAAUACCCCAAAAAGAAAAAAAAAUAUGAGAAACAGAGGAAUAUUUUUGAAAACUGUUACUUUGUAGCAUAAUUACUAUUUUAUUUUUCUGCGGAAAAGUUCUUUAUUAUACAUUUUAUUUUGGCAUUUUAUGGUUUGUUACAUUUCUGUCUUAGCUUGCUUUAUAUGCAUAUUUAAAGAGAUGUUGUCCUUUUGCAUUUUUCAUCAAUUUUUUUAUGUUGUUUGGAAUAAAAAGCCUUCACUUCA
This is a messenger RNA of Mugil cephalus (flathead mullet), 846 nucleotides long. RefSeq names its product guanylin-like. Gene Ontology annotation, molecular function: guanylate cyclase activator activity. Lineage: Eukaryota; Metazoa; Chordata; Actinopteri; Mugiliformes; Mugilidae. The record is from RefSeq and is a predicted model, not a curated record. The transcript has 3 exons. Gene Ontology annotation, cellular component: extracellular region. Bases 87 to 413 code for a protein of 108 amino acids.